CCCGGCGCACGCGCACAUGUAGUUUCGCGCUGCAUCACUUAUAAGAAUUACGUUUAACGAAUGUAUAGUUUUUGGAUAAAUCAUUGUUAUUAAUUUGCAUUAAAAUAGCAAUUAAUAGCGAAGCUAUGCGAACAGUGAGUUUUAAAAUAUAGAAAGGGUGACCAACUCUAAAGUUUCGACAAUGGAGAAAAAAAAUCAAUUUGACACGGAUGCACUGAUGCUGGAACUGGGGCAGUUCCGGCGGUUUCACGUCGUGAACUACGUGUUGCUGGCGGUCGUGUCCUUUGCGCUGGCUCACUACGGCGUCAACUACGUGUUUGUAGCGGCCGAUGUUCCGUACAGAUGCGUGGUGCCAGAAUGUGAAGCGGCUAACAGUACAGAGUACAAUCCUCUGUGGUUGGAGAGUGCGCUGCCGGAGAGCACGAGGGAUCGGCGUUGCUUUAGCAAAACGCCCCUGGACGCAGAGUACUGCGCGCCCGGGAAUUUCUCUGAUGAACUAAGGCCUUGCGAUCGUUGGCUUUACGCUUCGAAAGAUACAAUCGUCGCUGAGUUCAACCUGGCUUGUCAGGACUGGAAGCGCACGCUGGUGGGGACCAUCCACAAUAUCGGGAUGCUGGUCUCGCUCCCCAUCCUGGGCUACAUAUCCGACCGUUGGGGUCGGAAGCGAGCUCUCAUAUUGAGCUGUACUUUGGUCGGUGCUAUCGGCUCGCUGAAGGCUUUCUCCUUCUCCUAUGAGAUGUACGUCAUCGUGGAGUUUCUCGAAACCGUUGCUGGCGCUAGUGCAUUCCCGGCUGCUUAUAUUCUUACCAUCGAACUACUCGGCCAAGACAAGCGAGUGUUGACGACAGCGUUCCUCGGGAUCAUGCUGGUGAUAGGAGGUUUAAGUUUUGCUCUCUUGGCCAAAACGUUUCCGUAUUGGCGGACCUUUAUCCUGGUAGUUUACCCGCCAUCGCUGCUUUUCCUGUCCUACAUAUAUUUCCUGCCGGAGAGCAUUCGAUGGCUUUUGUCUAAGGGACACAAGGAGGAGGCUUUGGUGAUCAUAGAGAAGGCGGCGAAGAUGAACAACGUCACCUUAUCAGACGACACAAUACGACAGCUGACGACCGUCGACGAGAAAGUCAAGAUCGACGAUAAGAAAGAUCAAGAAGAGGAAGGACUGUGGCUGCAAGUUCUGCGAUCACCGAUUAUAGUGACGAGAUUGGCCAUAUGUUCCUGGUGGUGGAUAACUUGCACGUUCGUGUUCUAUGGACUCGCCAUCAACUCUGUGUCUUUGGCUGGUGAUAAAUACACAAACUAUAUGUUGGUGGUUAGUGUGGAGGUGAUCGCCGUCGUCACUAACGCCUUGGUGUUAGAUCGCAUUGGAAGAAAGAGGACGUUAUUGAUUGCGUUCGUCGUCUGCGGCAUCUCUUGUACUGCGAUCGCAUUCGUGCCUAAAAACAUGUCCUGGCUCGCGACGCUGUUGUACCUGGUGGGAAAGAUUGCUAUCACUCAGGCCUUCAGUGGUAUCUACAUGUACACGUCGGAGUUGUUCCCCACGCAUGCGCGCCAUUCGAUGCUCGGUUUCUGCUCAAUGGUCGGCCGAAUUGGUUCAAUCGUGGCGCCACAGAUGCCGCUACUUGCAAUCUACAUCGAAUGGCUACCGUCGGUUCUGUUCGGCGCGACGGCGCUGUUGGCGGGCGGACUGAUGCUCACCACUCCGGAAACUCUGAACACGAGGUUACCUGACACGAUCCGUGAAGCGGAGCUCAUCGCAUCGCAACCUCAAAGCACAAAACGUGACGAGGCAAAGGGACAGACCAACACGACCGAUGCUCAAGUCACUUCUCGUUUUUAAU
Vanessa tameamea is the source of this 1835-nucleotide messenger RNA. RefSeq names its product organic cation transporter protein-like. Gene Ontology annotation, molecular function: transmembrane transporter activity. The coding region runs from base 182 to 1834 and encodes 550 amino acids. The transcript is spliced from 7 exons. The record is from RefSeq and is a predicted model, not a curated record. Gene Ontology annotation, cellular component: membrane. Lineage: Eukaryota; Metazoa; Arthropoda; Insecta; Lepidoptera; Nymphalidae. Gene Ontology annotation, biological process: transmembrane transport.